Molecule: messenger RNA, 751 nt
Organism: Triticum dicoccoides
Lineage: Eukaryota; Viridiplantae; Streptophyta; Magnoliopsida; Poales; Poaceae
Exons: 3
Coding region: 164-478 (104 amino acids)
Source: RefSeq, a predicted model, not a curated record
AAGUUGUGUCAAGUAUAGGAACUUUAUCUGUUGGAUGAGCAAAAAAGACAAUAUUUUGACACAAAGUCUAAGCACAACAAACAGGGAAUUUUUGGCUAUAGAAAAGAUUUGCUAUCACUUUCUGUUAAAUGGUUCUCCAUUCCUCCUAUGAUAGACUUCGAGGAUGAUAAGAGCGGAAGAUUUGGAUUUAAUUGUUAGGCUCGAUGGCUCAAAAUACGGCAAGGAAUCAACUGAAAGAGGAACAUGUAUGAAUCGUACGGAAGAACUACUAUAUGCUAUUAAGGAUGAUUUACAAGCUCUACGUCAGAAAUUUCUUUUUGAGAUUGUAACAUGCAAGGACAAUGAAAUUCAGCUGCCGUUAGUAACUUCUUUCCUGCAGAGACAUGGUCUCAUUAAUACUGUCACCUUCAAGGGAAGUGCACUGCAAGAUUCAACUCAAAGGAAUACUUCCAUGGGAAAAAUGUUUCCUUACCGAUAGAGCUAUCUUUUUUUUCUCUUGCUGAUCUAGUGAUAGUUUCUUCCAAGACAUUCAACUAUAAACAAUGUCCGAAAACAGCUGAAACAGUUAUGAAAACGAGCAAUAAGACAUGUACAUUUUUUUGUCUUUCAUGACGCCUUGGUGAUACUAUCAUCACUCAAUUUCAUCAAGAUGUAAGCUUACCACUUUUAUGACAGUUUUAGAAGUACCACUUUGUAAUAAAUGUAAAAUGAAAUUUCAUGUUUUUUUAUAAUUAAAAACUAGUUGAAUCAA